Molecule: messenger RNA, 3258 nt
Organism: Anneissia japonica
Lineage: Eukaryota; Metazoa; Echinodermata; Crinoidea; Comatulida; Comatulidae
Product: protein mesh-like
Exons: 16
Coding region: 19-3258 (1079 amino acids)
Biological process (GO): cell-matrix adhesion
Source: RefSeq, a predicted model, not a curated record
AGUGCCUUUAUAAACAAAAUGUGGCCAACAGGUGUCCGUCGCUAUUUCAAACAGGAGUUUUUAUUAUUUGUGUUGGUUAUGGGCUUCCGUUCUUGUUAUGGACAGACAGGCAAUGGAGGUCUUGCUGAUGAAGAAUUGGACGCGGUUUUGGAGUACGUAAAGUCGCAUGAAACAUUCAUUCCUAGUGCUACAACUGAUCCAUCACUGGGUCAGAUAGUAGGCUACAGAUUUCAACUGGAUGCGGACGGUGAAGUGGUAUUCAAUGAGGUCUUUCGCGGAGUACUUGAUUUCAGAUCAGUAAGCGAUGGGCACACUAAUAUUACUGAGGUGCAAGCAACGGAGUUACUGAAGGAAAAUUUAAAGCAAGUAAUUCGAAGCCUAGAUGGAGAGGUACCCUCUUUUUUAACGUAUGAAUUCAACGUUAAAAAGGGUUUGAUAGAUGCCGAGUUUUCGAGGUUGUUAUCAUCGACAGCAAAGGCGUUUCUUAUUGAAGAGAACACACAGUGGCAAAGAAUUUGCUUCGAUAUACGUAGUCAGUUAGAAGUUGACGAUAACCGAAGUUUUGAGGAUUGUCGAUGCAUUUGUCCGGUCCCUUCUCCUAUUCAGGGCAUUUUAUCAAGUUAUGAUGCCUGCUUGAACCGUUUAUUCUUUCCAUAUGGUCUUAACUUUAGCGAUGCAAUUGUACCAUUUAUUGAUGAUGGUUCUUCUGGUGUCGUUGACCUGGCAAUUUUUUUCCCUUACUAUGAUGCACUUCACGAGUCUCUUUUUGUGAACACUAAUGGUGCAAUAUCUUUCGAUGUGGUCGUGAGUCAGUUCACGCCUGACGCCUUCCCUUUAAGUCAAAAUUGGCCAAUGAUUGCCCCGUUUUGGGCAGAUGUCGAUACCAACAAUGGAGGAACUGUUUACUAUAGAGAAAUGACCAGACAAGUUGAUGUAAAAUUAGCCGAAUAUGUUGACGAAAUUGUUCGAAAUCACGAAAUAACUCAACCAAAUUUCGAACUGAUUUGGUUGUUUGUUGCAACAUGGGAUCAAGUGGCGUUUUUCGGAUACUCUGGCCAACCACCAAUGAUUAAUAACACAUUCCAAGCGUUGCUGGUGACAGAUGGAAUCUCCUCGUUCACUAUUUUUAACUACGGUGACAUACAGUGGACAACUGGAACGCAUAGGGGAAGUGGGGGUGAUGCAAAUGGUCUUGGUGGAAUACCAGCUCAGGCCGGAUGCAACGCCGGGGAUGGCGUGCGACAUCACAACAUACCAGCUUCACGAACAGCGGCCAUUGUGAAUAUAGAGGAGUACGGUAAUCCACCAGGCCGAUACGUAUUUAAUGUUGGUGGAGAAAGUGUGACUGGUGAAGACUGUCAAACAUACCAAGGCCAAGGACAUAGACCUACAACCGGUUCGCUAUUACUUUAUCCGGCUUUUGGAUCAAUGUUGGGUGGAAAUAAAACCAGCAUUCAAGGACCAUGUUUCCAGAACACCGACAAUGUCAUGUGCAGAUUCAUUGACAAAGACAAGGGACCGACGACACCAUGUCAAUUUUUGGAUAGGCGCACAGUGUCUUGCGUUGUGCCUAUCCUACUCCGUAUUGGCAGAGUCUAUGUGUUUCUUUCAAUUGAUGGCGGUGCAACAUUUGGCUUUCGGGGAAUAUACACCUCUGUAAGUGUUGAGGACGUCAAUGAUGAUGUAGCACCAAAGGUUCAACUGUAUACGGACGGCACAUAUCCUAAGGUUGUGUGGCCGAAUGAUGCUUUGGCCGGAUCGUACUACGAUAUAGAUGUUUAUGUAUACUUUGAUGGAUCCGAUUCUACAGAGCUAGAAAAUGAUAGAAUUAAUGUGGCGAAUGAUAUUGUCCUUCAAUCUAGUGGGGACCUGCAGUUUAAAAUCAUUCUAAAGCUCUCAACAACCAAACAUGUAGGAAUUAUACGGAUAUCACAAGGAGAUGAAGAAGGGGAACAGAACAGUUUGCUACCUACGCUCGUAAUGGACCAUUCUCAGAGGUCAAACUUUACAACUGACCAAUCAGAGCAAGGCCACAAAUACGCACAUGUCCUACAAACACGUGUUGUCCCACAAACCCACACAGCAUUUGACUUGCGUAUUUUUAAUGAUUUGAAUGUGCCGAAAUGGUGCUCCUCCUGGGGCAAUCUUGAGUCGCAGAAUCCAAUACAACUUGCUUCAUCAGAUGGUGAACUUCGAUGUCCAUGCAACUUACAGAGUGCGUUGGUGGAUAGGGGGCGUUUCUCACCGAGUCCGCGAUGUUCAAACACGGUCUACGAAUCAUGCGCAGAUGACGACAACAUCGUCCACUGCGUUCGCAGCAGUACGCCAAGUUCUGAAGGUCAUGGCCUAGAAUGCUGUUACGACACCAAUGGAGACCUCACCAACCUUCAAGAUAACUUACACGCUGGAUAUGCGCACCGGUACCAUCACCUUGGCCAGAAACCAUUUAACGAAAACGGUAAUGUUCCUUACUUGUCCCAUUUUUUGCACGACAUAUUACCGUACCGACGAUGCUGCAGGGACCGUACGUCUUGUUUAGCUGAUUUUAUUCCAGUUCGACCGUCGCAUGACUGCUCUGGAUACCAGCCUCCUAGGCCAGCUAGAAUGAAUGGUGAUCCCCACAUACAAACUCUUGAUGGACUUCCGUACACCUUUAAUGGUCAUGGCGAGUACGUCCUAAUGAAUUCACUAGAUGGAAUGUUUAUGAUGCAAGGACGAACAGAACCCCUACAGGUUGCAGGUGAUGUGACGAAUGCUACUCGGUUUACUGCGAUCGCAGCUCAGUACAACAACGGGACCAACGUACAUGUGAGCUUGAAUGAAAUACGUGGUCUAGCGGUACAUGUGACCGACAGUGACAGCCAGUGGUCCCAAAUUAGAUUUGAUUUAACACCGAUUUGGUAUGACGCAGGUAUUACUAUAUUCUAUAGUAAGAAAACUAAUGUGACGAGCGUGUCGGUUACAGUCGCGUUUGACUUCGGACUAGUUUUCACUGUUGAAGCUGCCAAUGACAUCAUGUCCAUCGUGGCUGUUGGUCCAGAAAUAAUGAGAGGAAAUACAAGUGGGCUCCUUGGUAAUUGGAAUGAUGACGUCACCGAUGAUCUUCAGACACCAAAUGGUGACUAUCUUACGUCAAACUCAAGCAUUCGUGAUAUUCACUACAAUUUCGGCGAGAAAUGUAAAAUAUUCUACUUUGUUUGUAACAUUGCAAUUACAUUCAGCAACGUAUGCCGUAAUUUUACUGCUAGUUUCACAUAA